Messenger RNA from Hevea brasiliensis (rubber tree), 5481 nucleotides. RefSeq lists its product as uncharacterized. Lineage: Eukaryota; Viridiplantae; Streptophyta; Magnoliopsida; Malpighiales; Euphorbiaceae. The coding region runs from base 424 to 2145 and encodes 573 amino acids. The record is from RefSeq and is a predicted model, not a curated record. The transcript has 2 exons.
CCCACAUUCCGUCUAUGCCCUUCUCAGACUCUCCCAACCAGAAGAAAAAAAAACGUAAGGAAAACCUGACAGAGGUAAGCUCGACCCCUCCGCUCCGUCCCCCUAAAUGACCAUAUUACCCUCUCACUGUCUCUCUUCCUCACCUUUCACUUCCUCUUCUUCAUUGUCCUCUUUCGUCCGCUCAAAACAGAAGGGACAUCUCCGAUUACCAGAACUGGAUAUUACCAAAUGACUAAAACGCCCUCGUUCUAAAAUGCCUGAUACCUUACCCGAAGCUUGAAAAUUGUCAUCAUUUCUAGAGAAGUACAGUCCUUUUUCGUCCACUCAGAAAGUUCCUCUUCCUUUUGUCUCUCUUCUCUCUCUUCUUCCCUUGACCUAAAAAAUAAAAAUUAAGAAAAAAAGUGUAGAGAGAGAAAGGGGAAAAUGGACGGUAGUGGCUACAGAAUAGAAGCGGAGCGGUGGCUCACCAUAGCCGAGAAGCUUCUCACGGCGCGCGAUUUCCAGGGCGCCAAGUCCUUCGCGAUUCGAGCGCGAGAGUCUGACCCGAGGCUCCUAGAGUUCUCCGAUCAAAUUAUCGCCAUCGCUGAUACGCUCCUGGCCGGAGAGUUGAGAAUCAUUAACUACAACGGCGGUGGUAGCCAUGACUAUUACGCGAUCCUUCAACUCCCGAGAUUGUCUCAGUCCAUGGAACUUGUCGCGAGUCAGUACCGUAAGCUUGCUUUGUUGUUGAAUCCUACCAGGAAUAGGCUUUCUUUUUCUGAUCAUGCUUUUAGACUUGUUUCUGAGGCUUGGAUGGUGUUCUCGAACCCGUCAAAGAAGGCAAUGUACGAUCACGAGUUGCAGUUGAGUCAGCUCGGACAGCUUGGGCAACUGGGGCCACUCGGCCAACUUGGCAUGCCUGGUCAAGAGUUUUCACAGGGGCAAUCGUCACAAGGAAAUGUGAAGAGAAGCCCUAGAAUGAGCAGGGAUGGUAGAGUAGUAGUGGACGAGGAUGACGUGGCUCAAUCAGAGUCAACUCGGUCAACUCGCUUAGAAACUCCGCACAAAAUGACUGAGCCGAUUCGGCCGAUACCUCUGCAUAAAAUCACUGAGCCGAGUCGUUCUGUGCCGCAGCCGGUACCUCAACCUAAAACAACUGAGACUAUUCGUCCUACACCACAGCCUGUAGCAACUGAGCCGAUUAGGCCAGCUCCGCAGCCGAAAGCAGUGGAGCCGAGUAGGCCAGCUCCGCAGCCGAAAGCAGUGGAGCCGAGUCGGCCAGCACCCCAGCUGAAAGCUUCCGAGCCUGCUCGACCAGCUGCCCAGCCUGUUAGCGUUGACUCACGUACAACACUGUCCACGACCCAGCCAAGUGCGACUGAGUCACAGGUGCCGAGUUUCUGGACUGCAUGUCCGUACUGUUACAUUCUCUACGAGUAUCCAAAGGGUUAUGAAAACUGUGCAAUUAGGUGUGAGAAAUGUAAACGAGCGUUCCAUGCGGUAGUGAUACCAUCACCGCCCAUAACAGGUAAAAACACUUACUUUUGUUGUUGGGGGUAUUUCCCAUUAGGGUUUUCCGGUCAUGGUAAAGGUGCAAGUGGUUUUGGUAGUAAUUGGUCACCAAUAUCGGCAUUGUUUACUACCCCUUUGCCAGGAGGAGAAAAAUCAAAACAGAGUAAUCCAUCUAAGAGAUCUGAGCCGAAAGUGAUUUACAAAGAUGAUGUCUACAUAGAUCUUUCUGACACGAGUGAUGAUGAGUCUGAUUCGGAUGAUGAUGAUUGGGAUGGUAGAAGAAAGAAAGCAAAAAAUGCCAAAGGGAAAGCAACCCCUAGUAAAAAUGUGAAGAAAUCACAAAAUGAGAGGGCAAAGAAGGUGAAUGUUCAAAAUGUGGAUGGCGGGAGUCAUGUGCAAGGAGAGGUGGUAGGGAAGAGAGAGGGGACUAGUGGGAAGAAGAAGGGAGCAAAGGACUUGGGGAAGUUGGAUUUGAAUGUAAUGUUUAGCAAUGAGGUGGAGGAGGCAGUGCCAGGAGUGAGCGAAGGGAAUGGAGCCGGAAACGGGGAGGAGGAUAAUAUUGAAGGGAUUGGAUUUUUCGAGGGUCUUGAUGAGUUUUUGAGCAGCUUGCCAAUACUUUCUGUUGUUGGGGAUGACAAGGUCAAGGCUAGUUAGUGAAUGAUACUUUUAUGCCCAAAUUUUCCAUCAUUCCAUGUUCGCUGCUGCUAUGGAUUGGUUCUGCUUCUGUUAUUUUCAUCCUAGGCUACUGAGCUAGCACGAUCUACUGUUGGGCUUAUUCCAUGCUUUGCCAUGGAUAUUUCUAGAUGUGAUGGAUGUGCAUUUGUGUUCUUGGUAAGUACGCUUCUUGUUUUGCUGCUGUGCUGCUAUUUUUUAUCUUGCUUUGCUGCUGUGCUGCUAUUUUUUUAUCUUGCUUUGCUGCUGUGCUGCUAUUUUUUAUGCUACUCUAUAACUUUGCAUUAAAAUCAAUCCUAGAAGCUUGCAAUGUUCAAAUUUAAGACUUUGUCAUUUGAUACUUUGAUUUUUAUGGUACUCAAGAAUAUUUUAUGAUUUGUGGAUUAGUCACUCUGAGUGAUAUAGGAGCUGCCUUUUGCUAUACAAUGUUUCUCACUGAAGUUAAAUUGAAAAAAGGGGUUGCACAAUCUUUUGAUCUAUUCAGAUGUCAUGUCUUGUUUUUUAACAUGAGAUUCGCUUAUGAAGGAAGCAUUGUAUAGUUCAACUUUAAGGCACCUGCCAACAAUCUGGGACAUUAUUUUAUUUUAUUUUUUUCCAAAACUUUUUCUCACAUAUUAUAUCUGAACCAUUAAUGCACACUUAGUUUUUCUGAGAGAUGCCCUCCAAGUUUCCUCACUGUUAUGGUUUUUCAAAUCCCAGCACUUCUAUUAAAUGAGCAACUAAAUCUUUUAUAUUCAAACACUGAUUCCUAUAUGAUGGAGAAUUCAUAUUGUAAGUUCUACAUUCCCUGUUGCCUGCUACUUAAUUGGUUUGAUUCUAAAUAGGAAGAUCAAGAUGCCUCAAGUUCUUUUUAGUUUUAUGUUCCUGAUACUAUUUAUUGGCAAAGGGGUGAUAGCGACUUCUUUCUCCUAUUCUUCAAAUGUCCAAUGGGCAAUGCAUUAGGCAUGCCUCUCUAUCUUUAUCUCUCUUUACACAUUGACUUGGUUUUUCUCCUCUCUACUCCUUGGUUUAUCAGCUGCAUAUAUUGUAAUAUGUUAUGGACUGAAGGUCCUUGAACCAAAUUACUCAAAUCAAGAGGUGCUUUAGGGUAUAAAAUGAGAUAUAUUGUGAAUAAAACUUUGCUUCUGUAUGUAUCAUGUGUUGUAUUUUUUUUUAAUAGUUAUCUUCUCUCAUCUACUUCAAUUUCUGUUUCUUUUCAUGAUUUCCAAAGUGUCCAACAACAUUGCAAGUGCAUGGAAGUGAAACAUCUCCAUCUGUUUUCAUGAUUAUUUCUUGUUUGCUAAAGAUUUUGCAGCAUUUUUUUGGGACAUGUUUGGUAGGUCUUGGGCUGAGAGUUCAUUUUUGUUUCAAAUUGGUCACUAUAAAAUACUGCAGUGAUAUUCCAUGGCAAAAUUAGUAAUAAACACCUAUGUCUUCUUUUUACAAAAUCAAUCACUUUGCUCCAUUGGUUUUUUAAAAAUUUAACCUUUAGGUCCUUUAUUGGCUAAAGUAGGUCUCUAAAGAACAUAAGAAACUGGAAAGUGGAAACACUCUAAACUGCUCAUAAUCCAUAUCAUAAGGUGUAACGAAAUUUUUACGCUGGUUGUCACCUACUGGCUAAACUGCUGAUUUUAUAAAAUUCAGGACCAAAGUAUUUUUGAGCAAUGAGAGACCAUUGUAUGUACUGGGCAAAACUGCAAAUCUUUUUCUUGUGAGUGUUUCUACUUCCUUGAUUUGGUGGACAAUUGUCAUGCCAUUGAAAUUAUUCUGAAUUUAUUUGUUCUGAUUUUCUUUGUUUUCUGUACGAUACUGUUGUCUCGCCCUUUUUUAAUCUAGUAUGCAUGUUUCUCCCCUUUGUUUCCUAGUUUAGUAGAACUCAGGGCAUGAAUGCACAGCUGAGACAAGUGGCAAGUGGGGUACUUGAAAAUUACUCUACUAAGACUUGUAUAUGGUCAAAUUGAUACAGCAAAUUGCAAAACUGUCACCAUGUUCUAAAAUCUGAUUAUGCACAUCUAUUUUGUGCAACAACUUAUCUGUUAUUUAUUGUGAUUACUUCUCAUGUUGGCUCAGUGUCUUAAAAUGUUUUAUAGAGCUGUUGCAUGAUGGAUUCGUGCAUAGUUGAUGAUGGUUUGCCCCCUUCUUCACUUGGUGAAAUCUGGAUCCUUAUUCUUCUAUUCCCAGCCCUUCCCCCACCAAAAAUUAGUGUCUCAACCUUUUCAGGGGUUUUGGAUAGUUCCACUGGGCUGUUCAAGUUACUUGGAAUUCGUUUGGCAUUGUUAUUUGAAUUGGUGUUAAAGUUUGGUUUUGAGUUAAAUUUAGCAUGUUAGCAAACCUUUAAAGGGUGCCUUUCUUCAACCGAACUGCCUUUGACCUGUUUCCUAUUAACGUACAUUUCCCUUCCUACCUUUCUCUUCCUCAUCGGUGUCGCUCUCACCAUGGUCACCUCUUGCCACAACUUAAAAACGUCGCCUCUACUCCCUCCUCCUCCCCUCCUCCUACUCUUUAAUCCAAUAUCCUUUGAAAUAACCCACUUUGAUCCCAAACACACCGGCACCCAUUGCUGGAAAUGUUGAAUUUAAUAGUGUCGAUAACAUGGGCCAAGUUGGUCGAGCCACUUACAUGUUGAGAAGGUACCCAUCAGGAAUUCCAAAAUCAAACAUCUCUCCGAAUUCACUGCCCAUUUCUCUUUCUUCAUUGUCAUCCAGGGUCGUAGCCAGUAUGGCUCUGGGCUCGCUUUCAUCCUUGUUCCUGUUGGAUCUCACAUUCCACUAAAUUCUGAAGGAGGAGGUUUUAUGGGCCUCUACAAGUCCAACAUUUAUUCCUUACUGGAUAAGGAAGAAGUAGGGUGAACAGACAACAGAGAAAAUGAAUUUUACAUCAAUGAACGAUGAGAUUGAAAGAGUAGCAGGUACAAGAAGAUGAAUAUCAGGAUCUUGUUUCAUCUGCCAAAAACUUUUCAAGUGAAAGGAAGUUGGGUCAGGAAGGAUUUGGAUGUGUUUACAAGGGAUACCAUACCCAUUUGGGAAUUGCAGUGAAGAAAAUAUCAAAGCGUUCGAAUAAAGGGGAGUAUGUGACAGAGGUGAACCCUAAACCAUACAUUAGAGAAAUGAUGAAGAUACGUUUCUCACAUUCAAUGUAACAACACACACCACACUUAAAAGAAAUAUUCCCCUAAAUGUUUUUAUUUUCUUUUGUAUAUAUAUAUUUUAGUAGUCUCAAAUUUUGAAAAAAAAAAGUUAUCUUUUUUCUAUGCAUGUUUUUGUUCUAUUCAUAAAUAUUUUUUUCUUCUAUGUAUACCUCAAUAGAUUUAAUAAAAAUUUUAUACAUAACUGCCUACAA